Messenger RNA from Cebus imitator (Panamanian white-faced capuchin), 935 nucleotides. RefSeq names its product EF-hand calcium-binding domain-containing protein 6-like. The coding region runs from base 20 to 856 and encodes 278 amino acids. Gene Ontology annotation, cellular component: nucleoplasm. The transcript is spliced from 5 exons. NCBI's taxonomy places the organism in Eukaryota, Metazoa, Chordata, Mammalia, Primates, Cebidae. The record is from RefSeq and is a predicted model, not a curated record. Gene Ontology annotation, molecular function: calcium ion binding.
UGACAGACUCUGGAACGAGAUGCCAGUCAAUGCCAAGGGGAGGCUGAAAUGCCCGGACUUCCUGAGCAGGUUCAGUUCUGAGACACCAGCCACACCGAUGGCCUCGGGCGACUCGGCUGCAGCCCAGAGAGGGAGCAGUGUCCCUGACAUCUCGGAAAGCACCAGAUCUGCCCUCUCAUCGCCCACUCGGGAGUUAAGACCAGGGUCAAAGUCUCGGAGUCACCCCUGUACUCCAGCGAACACCGCCACGAUCCUGGGCACUCCACCCUUGCAGAACUGUGAUCCCAUAGAGAGCAGGCUCCGGAAGAGAAUCCAGGGCUGCUGGCGAGAGCUCCUGAAAGAAUGCAAGGAGAAGGAUGUGGGCAGACAGGGGAACAUCAAUGCCUCCGAGUUCCUGGCUCUUGUGGAGAAAUUCAACCUGGACAUAAGCAAAGAGGAGUGUCAGCAGCUCAUUAUAAAAUACGACUUAAAGAACAAUGGGAAAUUUGCAUACUGCGACUUCAUUCAGAGCUGUGUCCUCCUGCUAAAAGCAAAGGAAACCUCACUGAUGCAGAGAAUGAAGAUCCAGAACGCACACAAAAUGAAAGAAGCCGGCGCCGAGACCUCUUCUUUUUACUCUGCUCUGCUGCGUAUCCAGCCCAAAAUUGUGCACUGCUGGAGGCCGAUGCGGCGCACGUUCAAAAGCUAUGACGAGGCUGGCACGGGGCUGCUCAGCGUGGCCGAUUUCAGGAUGGUCCUGAGACAGUACGGCAUCAACCUCUCGGAAGAGGAGUUCUUCCAUAUUCUGGAGUAUUACGACAAGACGCUGUCUUCAAAAAUCUCCUACAAUGACUUCCUCCGGGCUUUCCUGCAGUAGACACAGCUGCCGUGCGUCCAGCGGGCCCACAGCCACGGGGCCUGUUUCAAGACUAAUAAAAUCCUAUAAUUUGGGGGUU